This is a messenger RNA of Trichoderma asperellum CBS 433.97, 763 nucleotides long. RefSeq lists its product as uncharacterized. The record is from RefSeq and is a predicted model, not a curated record. NCBI's taxonomy places the organism in Eukaryota, Fungi, Ascomycota, Sordariomycetes, Hypocreales, Hypocreaceae.
AAGAUAUCAAAUAAAUUUGAACAAUCAUCCGUUCUUGAAUCAACUCUAUCGCCAAGUACACUAUACUCCAAUCGCAAUACACUCUAUCCUACAUUUUAUACAAAAGCUCUUAGUCGUAGACAACACUCUAAACGAAUUUGAGCCUCGUUCAACAACGAUAACCGAAAACGAAAGUCAUAUAUAUACUCUUUAACAAAGAAAACUGUUCAAGUUUUUUAACAACUCACACAACAAUCAUGCCUCUCAGACUCUCAACAAAAAAGGCUUCCACCGUGGCUGCGACGCCUGAAGCAAUGUCUUCCGAAGUAACCCUGGUCGACUCUUCGAAUACACGAUCAGAUAAAAAAGCCACAUCUGGUCCUAGCACCAAGAAAACAAAGAUGACAUGGAAAGAGGCUCGUGCGCAUUGUAAAAAACAGGAAAACUGGGAAGCCCGAGUAAGCGCAGCUAUAUAGUGUGCUCUAAGUCAAACGUGGCUUGUUAGAAAAAGAUCAGAAAAACGGUUUUUUAUGUAUAACUGAUGUUUAAUUACGGUACACGAGGGAUUGGGUUUGGUUUCAAAAGCACGCAACAGAUUGUCUUUCAAGAUUGCAAAACUCUACUAUCUAAUUAAGAAGCUAGCUACAGGCUUGUUGCAAUGCUCUCGUUCAAAUAGCAAAGAGUAGGAUACCCUUUGGAAUUAAUAUACUUGAUUUCUUUUCAUACUAUUGGACAGCCUGAGUUUUUAAAUUAUUCCAGCAUAAAAUACCAGAAAAGGGCCGUU